Messenger RNA from Myiozetetes cayanensis, 1860 nucleotides. RefSeq names its product serrate RNA effector molecule homolog. NCBI's taxonomy places the organism in Eukaryota, Metazoa, Chordata, Aves, Passeriformes, Tyrannidae. The record is from RefSeq and is a predicted model, not a curated record. Gene Ontology annotation, biological process: primary miRNA processing; mRNA processing. Gene Ontology annotation, cellular component: nuclear body. Gene Ontology annotation, molecular function: nucleic acid binding.
GGGCCUCCCCGCCGCUGCCCCGCCCGCCGGGCCCCGCGGGACGCGCCGCUCCCACCCCGGGGAGGCUCCUCCGGUGCCUCCGCGCCGCCCCGGCCGGCCGCGAGCCCCGCUCCGCGGGCGAACCACCGAGGAACGGCGGGGUCCUCCCGCGCGGCCAGAGCGGCUCCCGCGGGUGGGCGCCGCCAUGUCGGCGUGACGUCAGUUCCGGCGGGCGGCGGGCCGGAAGCGAGCGGGCGGCGGCGCGCGGGGCCGGGGCCGCCAGGGCAGGUUCAAUUUUGGGGUCCCUGAGCCCGAGCAGCCCCCGGGAUGGGGGACAGCGACGACGAGUACGACCGACGGCGCCGAGACAAAUUCCGGAGGGAGCGGAGCGAGUACGACAGGUCCAGGGAGAGGGACGAGAGGAGGAGGGAGGACUGGAGCGACAGGGACUGGGAGCGGGGUCGGGAGCGGCGCAGUCGGGACUAUCGCGACUACGACCGCACGCGGCGCGAGAGGUUCAGCCCCCCCCGGCACGAGCUCAGCCCCCCCCAGAAACGGCUCCGCAGGGACUGGGACGAGCACGGUUCCGACCCGUACCACAGCGGGUACGACCUGCCCUACAGCGGGGGGGGGGCUGGGCCCACCUACGGCCCCCCCCAGACCCCCUGGGGGCACCCCGACAUGUCCCACGUGCUGCAGCACCAGCUGCUGCCCAUCCAGGCCAGGCUGGGCACCAUCGCAGAGGUGGACCUGGGCAUGGCCCCCCCGGUGAUGAAGAGCUUCAAGGAGUUCCUGCUGUCCCUGGACGACGCGGUGGACGAGACGGAGGCCGUCAAGCGCUACAACGACUACAAACUCGACUUCAGGAGGCAGCAGCUGCAGGAGUUCUUCCUGGCACACAAGGACGAGGAGUGGUUCCGCUCCAAGUACCACCCUGAUGAGGCCGGCAGGCGCCGGCAGGAGGCCCAGGCGGCACUGAGGAACCGCCUGGGGGUGUUCCUGUACCUGUCCGAGCACGGCUGGUUCGAAAACCUCCUGCUCGACAUCGACAGCCCCCAGAUCGUCAAGACCCUCGAUGCAGCCGUGAUCAAGAUGGAGGGGGGCUCAGAGCACGACCUGCGCAUCCUGGAGCAGGAGGAGGAGGAGGAGAGGCCCGACAAGGCCGAGGGGCCCAAGAAGGAGGAGCCGCGGCCGCCGGAGCCGCCCGGGAAGGGCCCCCCCGAGGCCGACGAGCCCCCCAAGGCUGAAGGGGCGGAGCCGGGGGCGGAGCCAGCAGCGGGGGUGGGGCCUGAGGAAGAGGAGGAGGGGCCUGAGAAGGGGCCGAAGGAGGAGGAGGGGGACAAGGAGGGGCCCAAGGCUCGGCGCGCCAGCGAGCCGGGACAGCGACAAGGAGCCCAAGGAGGACAAGGGCGGGGUCUCGACGACGACAACAACAACAACAACAACAAGAGCGCCGGGACCUCCCGGCCCCCAAAACCAAGGAGGGGGCGCCGGGGGCCCAGGGGUCCUCAGGACCCCAAACCUCGCCCCCUGCACAAAACCUGCUCCCUGUUCAUGAGGAACAUCGCCCCCAACAUCUCCCAGGCCGAGAUCGUGGCGCUCUGCAAACGACCCGGGUUCAUGAGAGUCGCCCUGUCCGAGCCCCAGCCCGAGAGGAGGUUUUUCCGGAGGGGUUGGGUGACCUUCGACCGCAGCGUCAACAUCAAAGAGAUCUGCUGGAGCCUCCAGAACAUCCGGCUCCGUGAGUGUGAGCUGAGCCCAGGGGUGAACCGGGACCUGACCCGGCGUGUCCGGAACGUGUCGGGUCUCACCCAGCACCGGGGUCACGUUUGGGGUUAUUUAGGGGACGAGCACGGCUCCGACCCCUGUGCCCCCCAAUGA